Molecule: messenger RNA, 186 nt
Organism: Penicillium verhagenii
Lineage: Eukaryota; Fungi; Ascomycota; Eurotiomycetes; Eurotiales; Aspergillaceae
Product: bacteriodes thetaiotaomicron symbiotic chitinase
Exons: 2
Coding region: 1-186 (61 amino acids)
Biological process (GO): carbohydrate metabolic process
Source: RefSeq, a predicted model, not a curated record
AUGUUGGGAAUGGGCUUCUAUGGCUGUUUAUUUACCUUGUCCGAUUACUCUUACACAGACCCUGGCUGUCUGUUCUUAGGCCCCGGAGAUGUGGGGGCUUGUUCUGAUAGUAGUAGUAUUCUCUCUUAUAAAGUCUGCUUAGGAGGUGCUAUGAUCUGGGCUAUUAAUCAAGAUACCUAUGAUUAG